Messenger RNA from Artibeus jamaicensis (Jamaican fruit-eating bat), 1468 nucleotides. Its product is annotated as skin secretory protein xP2-like. The record is from RefSeq and is a predicted model, not a curated record. The transcript has 3 exons. Bases 1 to 795 code for a protein of 264 amino acids. NCBI's taxonomy places the organism in Eukaryota, Metazoa, Chordata, Mammalia, Chiroptera, Phyllostomidae.
AUGAAACAUCACCAGGACUUCAGUGAGGGCCCACUCUCCAGGUCUAUCCCCGGGCCAGUAUGGGGAUUUGCCUCGCCUCCAGGAAGGAGGGACUUGUCCCCUCCAGGGGUCUCUUCUUUCCCUCGCCCGGACGGUAAGGGUCUUCUCUCCCACGGGCAGAGAGGCGGCUCCCGGGGAGCCCCCGAGGGGGGGGUUGUCGCACUCCCCGCUCUCCCCGGCCGGCCUGGGCAGCAGGGUCCGGGAGGCCGCGGCUCCGCACCCCCGUCACUGGCUACUGUGGCGGCAGCGCCUCUUCUAGCCGCGUCCCGUCCGGUCCGCUCACUCCGCGCGUGGGGCUCCCCGCGCUGCCACCUCCUGGGCUCCAGCCAGUCCGGGCUCCCGCGGAGCCAGAAGGCGGACGGACAGUGUCAGGGCUCGGCUCGGGCUCGGGCUCGGCUCGGCUCCGCUGCAGGCCCCGGCUCCUCCCCGGCCUCCGCGCCGCACUCCGAGCCCCUCCCCCUCCCCCGCCCGCCGGGCCGCCGCCGCGGCCUCCCCGCGAGGGUUAAGGAGGAGCGGGCGGCGCGGGGCUGCGGGCCUCGCCGCGGGGAGGCGCUGCGCCCGGGGAGCGGCGUCGCUGCACUCCCGCUCCCCUGCGACCCCGCCACUGCCCACGGGGACUGGCGCCGCCCGGAGUCCCCUCCGGCCGCCACCGGGACGCCUCGCUCCCUGCAUCUCUCCAUCCACCCAAGGGGCCCACCUCCUGCUCUGCACCCGGAGAUUCCCUUGUUCGCACCGUGCGCGAACUGUCAAUUCUGAUUUGACACUAAUUCUGCCAAGGUGGAGGUGUAGGUGGAUAUGCUUUGCUUCCUCGCCCAACCAAAAUAAGGACAACGACCAAUUUAAAAACUGCCAGAAAAUCUAACUGUACGGAAGUCCAAAAAAUAAGGAGCUAAAAAAGAAACAUUCAUCUAGACUGGUGCGCUGAGACAAAGAAACAUGGCCCAAAUGAAAGAACAGAUCAAAGCUCCAGAAAAAGAACUAAGCAUCAAGGAGAUAGCCACCUAUCAGAUACAGCGUUCAAAACACUGGUGAUCAGGGUGUUCAUAGAAAUGAUUGAGCACGGAUGCAAAAGAGAGGAAGAAGUGAAAUUGUGUAAAUGUUAAAGGGACUUAUCUAAGAAAAAGAAAAAGAUCAAAACUGUGAACAGUAAAAUGACAACAGACUCACAACUAUCAACAACUGAACCUAAAACAAAAACAAAAAUAAAAACAAACUAUGCAAACAACUAGAACAGGAACAGAAUCACAAAAAUAGAGAUCACAUGGAGAGUUAUCAGUGGGGAGAGAGAGGGAUGAGAAUGAGGGAAAAGGUACAGGGAAUAAGGAGCAAAAAUGGUAGGUACACCUAAAAGACAGGGGAAGUUUAAGAAUAGUAUAGGAAACAGAGAAGCCAAAGGACGUAAUGUACGACCCAUGGACAUGAACUAAGG